AGCAACAACAGCCCUUGAGAGAAUUACUACGCCAACAGAGAAGGAAGCAGCUGAUCCUGAAGAGCAAUUCGCUAGCCUGUUAAAGUUAAUUAAUUAGCAGUUAGUUAGUUAAUUAAUUAGUCAAGAAGAUGUCAAGUACUAACUUCAUAGACAUCUUGCUGGCCAUCAUCUUGCCUCCUCUCGGUGUAUUCCUCAAGUUUGGUUGCGGGGCGGAGUUUUGGAUCUGCUUGCUGCUUACCAUUUUAGGGUACAUCCCUGGAAUCAUUUAUGCCGUCUAUAUCAUUACCAAGUGAUCGAUAUCACCCUCUUCUUCAUGAUCUCUUGUUGUGGAGAGACGCAGUACCGUUUGAUCCAAUAAAAAAGUUCCUGGUCGUCUGAUUCAAUGAAGAGCUCCUGAUUUUGUAUGGAGUUGGAUGAUUAUACACACUCCCUUUUCAUAAUUGUUUUUUCUUUUUAAUGUAUUAAUUGAUAUUUUGUAAAGGAGGUUAGCAGCCCUUAUUGCUGAGUGCCUUAUCAUGCGUGCAUGGUCUGGUUAAUAAGCAAGUCUCUUUCGUUCUUAAUCUCCCUGUCUUAAUUUGUUGUGAACAUCCGAAUUUGUUUUAAUUAGUUAAUGGAACUGUCUGCCUAAUUGUUUGUGGAUGCAA
This is a messenger RNA of Populus trichocarpa (black cottonwood), 644 nucleotides long. Its product is annotated as hydrophobic protein RCI2A. The coding region runs from base 129 to 293 and encodes 54 amino acids. The record is from RefSeq and is a predicted model, not a curated record. The transcript has 3 exons. Gene Ontology annotation, cellular component: membrane. Lineage: Eukaryota; Viridiplantae; Streptophyta; Magnoliopsida; Malpighiales; Salicaceae.